AUGGCCUCACCAUCUGACGACCUCCCAACCGCGUUCGAGAACGAUUAUCUGGUCAGGAAGGGUCUUUGCCCUGUAACUCAAAUACGGCACCAAGCGGAACCACUCGAAAGCCAUUCGCUAUACUUUGAGCAACAUGGAUGGGGCACCGAAUAUAAAAUCAUAUUCAUAAUGGGCUUGAACUCGAGCGGAUUCGCCUGGGGACCUCAGGUCAAGCACUUUGCUCCUUCGGACUCACAUACAAUCCUUGUAUACGAUAACCGCGGCGUCGGAAACUCGGGAUACCCACGAGGACCAUAUACAACAGCGGGCAUGGCAGAGGAUGCGAUAGUCCUCCUCGACUACAUUGGCUGGACCGAGAAGCGUGGCGUUCACGUUGUCGGUGUCAGCUUGGGGGGAAUGAUCGCACAGGAAUUGGCGUCUCGAAUCCCUGAACGUAUUGCUUCGCUCUCACUUAUCGUCACGACGCCAGGUGGUCAUUUCUGGCAAAACCUCCCUCCUUGGAAAGGCGUGCGUUCGCUCGCAACGCUAAUGUUCACCCCCGACAUUGCCAAGAAGACACCCAUUGUAAUGGAAAUGCUCUUCACAUCCAACUGGUUGAAGGAGAAGGCCAAGGAUGACCCACAGGGCCGGACGAAUUUCCAGGUCCAGACUGAGGAAUAUAUCCGUCGUAUGAGCAUCACUAAGCCCCAGCAAUUCAUGGGCCAUAUUUCGCAGAUGUGUGCUGCUGUUAUGCACAGAGUCACUCCUGACAGACUACGCGCGAUAUCACGCUCGAUCCCGAAGGUCACAAUAGUUACAGGCGAUGUAGACAAUCUGGUGCUUCCAUACCACUCCCACGACAUCAAGGCGAGCAUGCCGGAAGCCGAGUUUGUGCAAUGGGAAGAUACCGGUCACGGAAUUCACGUUCAACGAGCGGAUCUGUUGAAUGCAUUGUUGGAGCGUACUUUCAAGGAAGGGAAGGAGCGCAGCGCAGCGGAGUCUGCCUAA
Molecule: messenger RNA, 987 nt
Organism: Pleurotus ostreatus (oyster mushroom)
Lineage: Eukaryota; Fungi; Basidiomycota; Agaricomycetes; Agaricales; Pleurotaceae
Exons: 7
Coding region: 1-987 (328 amino acids)
Source: RefSeq, a predicted model, not a curated record